Messenger RNA from Peronospora belbahrii, 912 nucleotides. Lineage: Eukaryota; Oomycota; Peronosporomycetes; Peronosporales; Peronosporaceae. The record is from the annotation of a GenBank genome assembly.
AUGAAACCUGCCGCUACAUUCGCGACAUUCCUGGCGCUGAGCAUGUUUGUUGCAACGGAUAGUGCGCCAAAUGCACCUGUACUUCGUAGCCUACGUAUGAACGCGGACAUACCCGCGGUCAAAGAAGAUACCGAUGAAAGCAGGAAGGACCACCACCAUCACCAUGUUAAGAAAGUCAAGAAAAUCGCGAUUCCUGUCCCUGUAGAGGUACCGCAGAUCAUUCCUGUUCCCGUCAGCAUCCCUUCUACAGUGGUGGCCAGCUCCGACACUGCCGUCGUUGACUCCACCACGAAUGUCGUCUCCAACAACGUCGCCGCCACCGAUGUUGUUGCCCCAGUUGCAUUAGGGACCAACGUGGCACCGGUACCUGGAGCUGCCACGCCAGCUCCGACGAGUCCAGGAGCUGCCUCAGCCGUCCCUCAGUCUGGUGACGUAGGUAUGGCCGGGGCUCCAUCGCCGCCAGGUUUCGGAAAUAACAACAAUGCGCUUGGAGCUGGACUCGGCGCUCCAGGUGCUGCUGGUGGACUUCUUGGAAACACCGGUGGGUUUGGCGGAAAUACCAUGGGCACCCUCGGUGGUGGCUUCAACGGCGGUGGCAAUCGAAUGCCAGGUUUCGGUGGUCGUGGUGGUGGUUUUGCUGGUGGUAGUAAUAUGUUCGGUGGAGCUGGUGUUGGCAUGGGUGGCUUCAACGGGAAUGGUGCAAGUGGAUUCGGACAGCAGAUGGGGUUCGGUGCACAAGGUGGAAAUGGGUUUGUUGGGAUCGGAGGACAGGGUGCAAGGGGGAACUUUGGUCAGAGUGGCAACAAUGGGUUCAUCGGUGGCCAGACUGGAUUUGGAGGUGCCGGUACGGCUAGUGGCAAUGCGUUUGGUCGUGAAGGCUUUAAUCGCCGCGAGCGUCAGCGUCGUCGUUGA